UAUAUAAUAAUAGAUAUGUUAAUUAUUAUCUUCCACAGCCGUCUAGGGUUUGCCUUUCAUCUUCUCUUUCAUCUUCUCUUUUCGUCGUUCGGCUCCGUUGCUUUUGCAGGAGGUGUAGAGAUUGCAGGCGUCGCUUCUUCGGCUCCUUCGUGGCUGUUCGACUUCGCUCCUGCGACGACUUCAACCCCGGAUCGGAAGUUACGACAUUUUGAUCGGAAGCAAGAACGGGAGCUCGCUGGCUGUGAAGAUAGCAGGCUCAUUAAUCAAUAUUCUCGGAGGAAAACAAUGGAAGUUGUUGCAUCGGCUCCCGGGAAAGUGCUCAUCUCCGGCGGUUACCUCAUUCUGGAGAGACCCAAUGCCGGGCUCGUCUUAAGCACGAAUGCUCGAUUCUAUGCAAUAGUGAAGCCGCUGUAUGAAGAGAUUAAACCAGAGAGCUGGGCGUGGUCUUGGACGGAUGUGAAAGUUUCAUCUCCCCAACUUUCCAGAGAGGCAACAUACAAACUGUCACUUGAGAAAUCAACGCUUCACUGUACCACCUCAAGGAAUUCUGUGAACCCUUUCGUUGAGCAUGCAGUGCAAUAUGCAGUAGCAGCUGCAAGGAGAAACUUUGUUGAAAAGGGGAAGAAGGAUGUGCUAGAAAAGGUUCUUGUGCAAGGGCUUGAUAUUACCAUCCUAGGAAGCAAUGACUUCUAUUCAUUUCGUAGUCAGAUUGAAGCGCAUGGGCUACCUUUGACACGAAAAACAUUGGCAACGUUUCCAUCAUUCUUCUCUAUCACAUUUAAUACUGAAGGUUCGAAUGGAACAGUUUCUAGAAGUUGCAAACCUGAAGUUGCUAAAACUGGAUUAGGGUCAUCUGCAGCAAUGACUACAUCCGUUGUUGCGGCUCUACUUCAUUACUUUGGAGUUGUCAAACUUCCAUCUUCAUCUAUAUCUCUGACUGAACAAGUAUCAGCUGAGUUGAAUAUUGAUAUGGUGCAUAUUAUAGCUCAAAGUGCUCAUUGUUUAGCUCAAGGGAAAAUAGGCAGUGGAUUUGAUGUUAGUGCAGCAGUCUAUGGUAGUCAACGUUAUGUUCGAUUCUCACCUUCAGUUCUUUCUUCUGCUCAGGUUGGAGGAAGCUAUAUGCCUGAUGUGAUCUCUGACAUUCUUAAUGCGAAGUGGGAUCAUGAAGCAUCUCGAUUUUCUUUGCCUCCACUAAUGACACUUUUGCUUGGUGAACCUGGCAGUGGUGGAUCAUCUACUCCAUCAAUGGUAGGUUCAGUGAAGCAAUGGCAGAAGUCUGAUACCAAAAAUUAUCUUGAAACACGGACACGACUGGCAGAUGCUAAUGCAAAGCUUGAAGCUCAGCUGAAUUUAUUAAACAAGUUUGCACGGGAACAAUGGGCAAUUUAUGAACACAUCAUGGGGAUGUGCUCAAAUUCUGCACAUGAAAAGUGGAUGGAGCAAGUUGUUGAUCAAUUUCAAGAGGAAAUUGUUAAGUCACUUCUUGGAGCAAGAGAUUAUUCCUUCGAGAUUAGGUUUCUUAUGCAACAGAUGGGAAAAGCUGCUGGCGUACCUAUAGAACCUGAAUCACAAACUCAGCUUUUGGAUUCCACGAUGAAUAUGGAAGGCGUUCUGCUAGCUGGAGUUCCUGGAGCUGGUGGCUUUGAUGCUAUUUUCGCCAUCAUCAUCGGAGAAGCCACGGAUGCUGUAGCGAAGGCCUGGAGCUCAGUAGGUGUGCUUCCAUUGUUAGUUAAGGAAGAUUCUCACGGUGUAUCACUGGAAGCAGGUGAUCCCAGAAACAGCGAAUUGACUUCUGUCAUAUCAUCUAUCAAAAUAAACUAGACACAAAUUAGAUGUAUUUAUUGCAAACGGUAUUUUGAAAAUAAUUGGUAGUUUAAUUAGAUUGUAGUAUAUUUGCACUUGCCCUGUCAACCUAUUUUUUCAAUUUCAUUUGCACUUUUGUUUCUGAAUCUGAUGUAAUUGUAUUUAGGGGAUAAUGAAAUCGCAGAACGUCUAUCACACCAUGCCUUAUUUCUUGUUU
Messenger RNA from Dendrobium catenatum, 2020 nucleotides. RefSeq names its product phosphomevalonate kinase, peroxisomal. The record is from RefSeq and is a predicted model, not a curated record. NCBI's taxonomy places the organism in Eukaryota, Viridiplantae, Streptophyta, Magnoliopsida, Asparagales, Orchidaceae. Gene Ontology annotation, molecular function: ATP binding; phosphomevalonate kinase activity. Bases 16 to 1821 code for a protein of 601 amino acids. The transcript is spliced from 11 exons. Gene Ontology annotation, biological process: isopentenyl diphosphate biosynthetic process, mevalonate pathway. Gene Ontology annotation, cellular component: peroxisome.